Messenger RNA from Lachnellula hyalina, 2994 nucleotides. It is a transcript of the gene NUP84, whose product is annotated as Nucleoporin. Lineage: Eukaryota; Fungi; Ascomycota; Leotiomycetes; Helotiales; Lachnaceae. Gene Ontology annotation, cellular component: nuclear pore outer ring; nuclear pore. Gene Ontology annotation, biological process: regulation of DNA-templated transcription; protein import into nucleus; mRNA export from nucleus. The coding region runs from base 1 to 2994 and encodes 997 amino acids. The transcript is spliced from 7 exons. The record is from RefSeq and is a predicted model, not a curated record. Gene Ontology annotation, molecular function: structural constituent of nuclear pore.
AUGGCACCCAUGACUCGGAGUGGUGCCAGCUCCUUGGCUCCUGAAGGGUUGCAAUCUAAACCUCACCAGAGAUAUCGAGAGCCUAGCUGGCACUUUGUAGGAUCGGACGAUCGAUCUGAACGAGCACUCUCCGAAGAACCGACCUCCUCCUACGAUGAAGACGUAGACAUGAGGUCCGACCGUGAUGAAGAAGAUGAUGACCGACAGUUUCUGCUUGAGGGUCCAGAGGACCACGAAGAUAUUCUCCAUCCUCUCCGCGAGGCAGCAGAUCGAGUUGGUAGAGAGGUGGAAAAGUUUGCCGAGGUCCUAGACGGUUAUACUAUACAGCAACCCGACGGCGAUGAAGAAAGGCACGGAAUGGUCCUGGAACUCCUUGACAAGUAUCACACGAUCGCAAUAGAAACGGUAAAGCGCCUAGGCGAAAGGCAUGAUGCAGAGCGGCGGCAGAAAUCUGGUCUUAGACAGAGGAAACGGAUGCGUGGUAUCGAUAAUGCUGGAGACGCAUUAGAAAUCGACGACGAAGAUCAAGAAGACUCUCCCUUACCCGAUGCGCCCACUGACCUGGCUGAUCUGGAGCGUUGGGAGCAGGAGGCACGGACCUGGGACUUGUUGCGCCGACUCGUAUAUCUGCGAUAUGCUCCAGCGGAAACCAGUCAACGAAAGAAGCCAGCGCCGGUACUUCACAAGUAUUCAAGCGGGCUUGAACUGUGGGAUAAUUUCUUGGAGACUGACACACUUGCUCUCGAACGCAAGACUGUUCUCCAAUGGCUGAAGGAUGCUGCAAAGGAAGAUGGCGAACCUAUCGACGAGCUGGUACAGGAGCUCCAACAAAAUGCCGAAAGGGGAGACAUUAUAGCCCACGGGUGGAUCCAUACAAAAGAAGCUGUGAAGAAAGAGAAGCGACUUCAUACGUGGAGUAAACCUUUGGAUCCGUCGGCACCAGAACUAAAGGCCUUCUUGAAUACUUCGAAGACAGCACUACUAGUCACCCAACUUGAUCCUGAUGCUUCAACCAGGCAAAACAGAAAGCUAGAGAUGCAAGAUCAAUAUUUUGAGCGUGCCAUAUGGCUAGGCUGUUACGAGAUGCUUCGCCGGGGAAGUACUCCAGCCGAGAUCAGAGACUGGUGUGUUGACCGCAGCCAGGUUUGGAGAGCUGUCAGUAUGUCGGGUUUACCUGACGGGGAUGAGGAAGAUGCAGAGAUUGCAGAUCCUGCGUCCUGGACUCUGUGGAGGCGGACUUGUUUUGCUCUGGCUCGUCACGGAGGAGGAGCGUCAGGAGAUGACUUCGAACGGGCUGUCUAUGGAAUCCUUAGUGGAGACAUCGCAAGCGUUGAGCCUGUUUGUGGGUCAUGGGAUGAUUUUGUAUUCGUCCACUACAAUGCCUUGCUACGGACACAGUUUGACAACUACCUCCAGAGCCUCCCCUUCCACAAAUCAGUGUCCGCUACCAUUUCAAACUUCGGUGCCUUCGAUGCCGUCCAGUUUCAUGGCGAACCCCAAGGUGCUGGGAAGAGGCUUAUCGAGACCUUGAGAAACGAUUCGCGGACUAGAGAUGAAGCAUCGAGCCCCAUGAAGAUGCUGCAAGGCGUUUUGAUCGCAGAUAUUUUCAAGGAUUUUAUUCAUCAACAGGGUCUGGCGUUUUCAAAACUGGCCAACGCUCAACAGCCAUCAAAUGUAAUUCCCAAAGAAAAAACCCAUCCCGACAGCGUCCACAACUACAUCGGCACCGAAGACCACGAUAGUUUAAGAGUCUUCACGCAUGUUUUGCUGGUGUUCAUGCACCUCGGUCUUGACCUGGGUGGCAGCUGGAGGCAGACCGCGGUUGAAAAUGUCAUCGUGUCCUACAUCAGCUUUCUUCGAUUCUCUGGCAAGGAAGAGUUGAUUCCCCUGUAUUGUUCGCAGCUCGAGGGCAACAGGAGAUAUGCUGUUCUUAGCAGAAUGCUAAUUGAUGUCACUGAUAUUGAACAACGAGUCACGCACGUUAGGAAUAUGAGGGAACUGGGGCUCAACGUCCAAGAGUUUGUGAACAAGCAAGCUCGAUAUUUAUUCGCCGACUUUCCUGAUAGUGAGGUCGAGUACCCUGCCCUGAAAGAAUUCAAACUUUUUGAAAGCUCAGGCCAACUCAAGGCGGAUUUUAUUGGAGAGGAUACAGCUCGGCUCCCAAGAAUCGAUGUACUUCUCAUUAGAAGUUUUGAAUGGUACUUACUAGUGGAUGGCCUUUGGAGCGAAACCUUCAGAGUUGGCACUAUGCUAUACUUACGAUUCUUUAAACACAUGCGCCUUCUUUCUGCAAAAAGCCUGAUGGCGAAGAUACCAAGUUCGAGCAUUGCAUUUAGCAAGACGCGUGCCCUGAUAGGUGAAGCUGUUGACUUCAGUGGCCUGGAGGGAGGUGACGAUGAUAUGACUGAGGUUCUAGAUGGAUCGGCAGACCGCCGAAGAUACCUCAAGAAAUAUCUUGUUGAGCAGGCAAAGUCUUUUAGAGAGCUUGAGAGUUUGGCACAAGCUCUAGAUCUGAUUGAGACUGUGAAAAGUUUUGAAACUCUUUUAGCAGAGCAGCAGGAAUGGAAUCCAGCCAUUCGCGGAGAGCUAGCGAAACAUUGCACAAUGGAACUAAGGGUAAUGCAGCCCUUGUUCAAUCAAUGGCUGCUCACAUGCCCGAACCAACAAUGGGAGGUAGAGUUUACACAAUUAAGAGAGGCAUACCUACCAGAGAUGAUCCUUGCGUACAUCAAAACACUCCAGUUCGCUGGCUGUGUAUUGACUCGCAACUUUCUCAUGGAAUGCAUGGAUUUGACUGCGUUAAUGGCAGAGGAAAAGUCAGAUGUGCUGCAGCUCUUUCAGAAGACGGGAAGAAUGCAAGACUUGGUUCAUGCGUUUGCAGAUGCAAGCAAGACUUUGCUGCUUAUCAGUUCCGAGAAGAAAGGUACUAGAUCAAGAGGGAAGACGGCCAGGAGCAAGGGUUGGGAACAGGAUCUGUGGAGCGUGAAGCAUUGA